Molecule: messenger RNA, 1746 nt
Organism: Penicillium griseofulvum
Lineage: Eukaryota; Fungi; Ascomycota; Eurotiomycetes; Eurotiales; Aspergillaceae
Product: F-box protein
Exons: 1
Coding region: 1-1746 (581 amino acids)
Molecular function (GO): protein binding
Source: RefSeq, a predicted model, not a curated record
AUGAUUCCGACUCCCAAUGUUUACUGUCCUUUCUGCGGAGUUAUUCUGCUGCCCGAGCCCUACUGGGAUGAUGUAGCAUCUUUGCAGUCCCGCAUUCGACCUUGGUACAGAGAAGUACGAGGUCUCUACUCAACCAAUGCUACUGCUGGGUGUAUCGCAACAACUGGGCUGGGGAUAGUACGUGGCAAGAACAGGCUCUUUGCGCCGCUUGACAGCGAUAAAUCCUAUGUCGACGUGGGGGUUGAGGAACUGGAAGAAUGGAGGCUUUUCGGAUCGUCUACAAGCCGUUGGUGCUUCGGAUUCCACAACUCGUGUUGGAAACUGCUUCUUCUCAGGCUUGGGCGUGGACUGGAUGAUGCCUCCCAGAGUGAAGCGAUUAUUUCAGAAUCAGUUUUUUAUCAAUUGUAUUGCACUCCUUGUAUUCUGGGAUCCAUCUUUCAAUUCGGCCACGACUAUGAGGGUGCCAUGCAAACACACAAAUCAUUUGGGCGGCCAAAGCCAGUGGAUCCGAACUACUUCUAUGCUGACCCCUGUAAAAUUCCUUCCAUAGAGGGCUUGCAAACAACCGCGUCCAAAUUCCUCAAGAUGCAUGAUAGUUUGCUUUGGAAAGAGCAAGGAACUCGCCCGACUGCAAUUGCGGCACGCAGUGGUUGCCACAGCGAAGAGGCCGCUGCAUCAGGUCCAUUUGAGCCUAAUGGCAACUGCCCGUCGGUCCCACCCGAUGUCAUGACAGAACAAAUGCACGAAAAAUUGGACGGAACUAAACAUUCCCUCUUCGAUGGACUCUCACCCGAGCUGGUAUUCGACAUAUUCUCAUAUUUAUCCUUUGAUGAACUCCUUAAUAUGAGACUUGUAUGUCGAGAUUUAGCUCAACUUGCAAUCGUCGAUAUGCUCCCACAGUCGUACUGGCGGAGUAGGUUUCUCCUAAGUCAGGAAGCUGACUUUCUUUUCCUUAAUGUCAAGGAUAUGCAGGACUGGUAUCUACUUUUCUUCGGGACCAGAGCAGCGCUCAUGGCAGGGAACCGAUCAUUGAUCAAUCGGAAGAGAAUCCGGCAGCUAAUAGAGCCCAUUGCUACUCUUGUGGGCCUAGAGCCCAUUUUGAGAAAUGGCCCAUACGGAUCUGCCGUCCACCCGGUGCAAAGCCAAGGUGGAUAUUACAAUUACGAGAGUGCUGAAAACACGUCUGGGCUCAUAGAGGUAGCCAGCUUCUUUUCCGGCUAUCUAACCUCUGUUAGCGCGGAUAGCCCUUUGGAUGGCCCUUUAGGUGAAGCAUGUCGUGUGAUUUACUACAGAACGCAAUCAUUUGUACCCCCGCUUCCGCAGUAUCGACGUCGAAUAGGUAUCUCAACCAUCCAAUUCGGUGCCAGAAGAUUUAUAUCUGGAAUAAACCUAUUUCCAUCUGGGGAGUGCAGUGUCGUCAACCAUCAAGUCGGAUAUCACAAUCCAGCUUCCGAGACGUGGAUAGAGAUACCGGACAACUUUCACGUGAAAGCUCUCGGUGUGGCAUUUUGCUCUCAGGGUUUGACGGGGAUCAAGUUCAUCUAUACAGGCUCAAAUUCGUCGCGUUGGGUCGGUAAUUCCAACGGCCCAGGAAUUGCUCACGGCACUCUUAGCAUUCCGGAGAAGUCAAAUCGGCAUUGUUUGCUUGUAGGUCUAGAUAAAUACAAGAUCGUUUCACUCGGCCUCGGCAAAGCAAUCAACGACCUUGAAAUACCGCAGUCUCCCUCUGAACAUGUCGUGGAUUGA